Molecule: messenger RNA, 1551 nt
Organism: Neltuma alba
Lineage: Eukaryota; Viridiplantae; Streptophyta; Magnoliopsida; Fabales; Fabaceae
Product: cytochrome P450 94B3-like
Exons: 1
Coding region: 1-1551 (516 amino acids)
Molecular function (GO): oxidoreductase activity, acting on paired donors, with incorporation or reduction of molecular oxygen; iron ion binding; monooxygenase activity
Source: RefSeq, a predicted model, not a curated record
AUGUUCUUCUCCAUCUCCGUAUUUCUAGGGUUUUUCCUUCUCUCUUUUCUCUUCUCAUUCUUUUGUCAUAGAAACAAGUCCAUUCAUUCUUCUUCAUCUUCUUCCUUCUUCCACGGCCCUCCUUCCUACCCAAUUAUUGGCUGUCUUAUCUCUUUCUACCAAAAUCGCCACCGUCUCUUGGACUGGUACACCUAUCUCCUUUCCAAAUCCUCCACGCAAACCAUCGUGAUCCGUCGCCUUGGCGCCCGCCGGACGAUCAUCACGGCGAACCCUUCUAACGUGGAGUUCAUCCUCAAGACGAAUUUCCACAAUUUCCCCAAAGGGAAACCCUUCACUGAGAUUCUUGGUGACCUACUUGGCUGUGGCAUAUUCAAUGUAGACGGCGAGCUUUGGUCGGAACAACGAAAAAUAGCCAGCCAUGGCUUCAGCACGAGGUCGCUCAAAGACUUCAUCGUCAAAACCCUCGAAGAAGAAGUCCAAAAGAGACUAAUCCCUUUGUUAGAAUCAGCUUCCAUUACAAACCAAGUUGUGGAUUUGCAGGAAAUACUAAGAAGAUUCACAUUUGAUAGUGUUUGUAAAGUCUCUUUGGGUAUUGAUCCUAGUUGCUUAGAUCUCUCUCAGCCUCUUCCUCCUCUGGUUCAAGCCUUCGAUAGUGCGUCGGCAAUAAGCGCCAUGCGAGCGACCGCACCAGUUUUUCUCAUAUGGAAGUUGAAACGAGCAUUGAAUAUUGGGUCUGAGAAAUCACUGAAAGAAGCCAUUAAACUCGUCCACGAGUCGGUUCUGGAAAUCAUAAGGAACAAGAAGAAGAACAUUGUCAACAGUGUACAAGACGAAGAUUUGUUGAGUCGAUUGUUGCUUGCAGGGUACGAUGAGGUUUUAGUGAGGGAUCUGGUGAUAAGCUUUAUAAUGGCAGGAAGAGACACAACGUCGGCGGCGAUGACGUGGCUUUUUUGGUUGAUUUCGAAGCAUCCAAACGUAGAAGAAAUGAUAGAGAAAGAAGUGAAGAAAGUUUUCGAAGAUGAGGAGGGAAAGAAAAUGAAGCCAUUUGAUUAUGAAGGCUUGAAGACGAUGAAUUUCCUUAAAGCAUGUUUAUGUGAAUCGAUGAGGCUGUAUCCGCCGGUGGCGUGGGACUCAAAGCAUGCGGCGGAGGACGACGUGUUGCCGGACGGGACGGCGGUGAAGAGGGGUGAUAGGGUGACGUAUUUUCCGUACGGAAUGGGGAGGAUGGAGGAGUUAUGGGGGAAGGAUUGCCGGGAGUUUAGACCGGACCGGUGGUUCGAUGAGGAGGUCGGCCUUGAUCAGACGGCAGGGCUGACGAUGAGACAUGUGAGCCCGUACAAGUUUCCGGUUUUUCAGGCGGGUCCGAGGGUGUGCCUAGGGAAGGAGAUGGCUUACAUACAAAUGAAGUAUGUGGUCGCUUCUAUGGUGAGCCGGUUCAGGAUAAAACCGGUUUGUGAGAACCAUCCGGUUUUUGUCCCUCUCUUAACAGCUCAUAUGGCUGGUGGGUUCAAAGUCAAGGUCUGCAAGAAGAAACCUGAAAUUGAUACAUAG